UCGUAAAGUUAGGUCACAAAACUCAAAUUCGUUCAAAUUCCGUUUGCAUCAUUUCACUACUGAAUUGAGUAGCCUUUUUUCUGCGAUUUCCACCGAAAUGUCUCACCACAGCUUGAAGUCUUCCAGCCAUGGGUACUGCGAAGCUAUCUUCUCGACUUCGCCGAGGAGUUCUAACAAGGAAAACACCGUCCCCACGAUAAAAACAAAAAAAAAUGUACAUCCUCCUUUGUCCAAAGAAUCAUCAGCUUCAACAAAGGGACAGAACACAAACAAGGUAGUACGAUGUCCUUUACAGAAGGAAUCUUCAAAACCUGAAAUAGCAGAAACCUUAGGGCCUCCGAGCAAAUCAUCUAAUACAGAAUCAUGUUCGAAACUUACAAACCUAGCAAAACAAGAAGACAUAUCUAGUAAUGUCACAUCCAUUGAAAGGAAUAUAAAAACUCCAAUUAAAACAACAAAAUUUAUUGGAUUGUUUAAUGAAAAAACACCUGCCAUACAAUUCUAUACACCUAAGCAAUCGAGAAUAACAAAUACACCUAGUGCCAAUACCAAAUUCAAUGUUUUAUCCAAUACAAGGACACCUGUGAAACGUUACUUCAACGAUCAUGCUCUAUCGCAGAGCACACCGGACUGUUUUAAUGUAGUUCACUUGGAAACUCCAUCCCAGAAAAUUGAUGACAUAGUUGUUGGAGAGCAGACAAUGUAUGAUGGUGAAAGUAGCAAUCUUACAGUUGGAAUACGCAUCAGACCCUUACAUUCCAAAGAAUUAAAUGAUUCAAAGAUUACUACAAUCGUGGAAGGAAAUGGUCAAAAUGUUGUUGUGGAAUGUGACUCUGCGCAUCACACUUUUAUGUAUGAUCAUUGCUUUGUUUCAUACAACGACCCGCUUACAUCUGGUCACGCCAGUCAAGAGGUCGUCUUUCGCAAUAUGGUAUUGCCCUUAGUACAAAAUGCUUUCGAGGGAUACAAUGUCUGCUUAUUUGCAUAUGGACAGACAGGAUCUGGAAAAAGUUAUAGUUUAAUGGGUACAGAAUCUGUGCAAUUAAGCGCAACGCCAUUUGACGAGAGAGUCGGUAUCAUACCAAGAUUUUGCCAGGAAAUAUUUACACGAACGCCUGACAAUCCACAGAUCGAAACUACCGUAGAAAUUAGCUAUUUUGAAAUAUAUAAUGAAAAAAUACAUGAUCUUUUGGCGAAUACAAAUAAUGGAUCGAAAAAGGCUCCCCUUAAAGUAAGGGAGCAUCCUGUCUUUGGACCCUAUGUCGUAGAUUUGAGCCAGCAUUGUGUGCAAAAUUACAAAGACUUACAGACUUGGCUUAAAGUGGGAAACUCGCAAAGAGCCACAGCCGCUACUGGUAUGAAUGAGAAAAGCUCACGAUCUCACAGCAUUUUCAGUAUUAUAUUAACUCAGACGCAUUUAGAUAACAAAUUAGAUUGUGAGCCACUUGAUGCUGAUCGUCGUAGUAAAAUAAAUUUGGUUGACUUAGCUGGUAGUGAGAGAUUGAGCCAAACUUCUGCAACUGGUGAUAGAUUAAGGGAAGGUGUAUCUAUUAACAAGUCUUUACUUACCUUGGGAAAAGUAAUUGCAUCACUCACAGAGAACACAAACAAUCGUAAACAAGGUUUUGUGCCGUACCGUGAAUCAGUAUUGACGUGGCUAUUAAAGGAGAGCCUAGGAGGAAAUUCACGAACAGCAAUGUUGGGAACGGUGUCACCGGCCAACAUCCACGUAGAGGAGACCUUGGCGACUCUUCGAUAUGCGUGUCAGGCUCGAGCUAUAGUUAAUCGAAUCCGCAUCAAUGAAGAUCCGCACGACCGGCUAAUUCGUGAAUUAAAGGCUGAAGUACUACGUUUACGAGGGGUGCGCGAAGGAUAUGAGAAGCAGUGUGGAGUUGUUCCUCGUCAGUUGCUCCAUCGUUUCGACUCGAAGGAUCAAUGGGGAAGGGAUAUCAUCCGUCAGCAAAAGGAAAUUGACAAACUGAAAGAUCAAUUGAAAAAAACGGAAGAACAGUUGGCUGUUACUCAGAUGAGUUCACGCGAAAAGUUAGAAAGAGCUGAAGAGAAGAAAAGCUCGGAGCUUAAAUAUUUGCGUCGUUGCGGAGUCGCCAUCGAGAUUGAUCUCCAAGAGCGAGAUAAGCAUCCGUGUCUCGUAAAUCUCACGGCAGAUCCUAUGUUAUCUGGUACACUUUUAUAUAUCAUACCUCCAGGUUUGGUUCGUAUCGGAAAGAAUGCUCCGACGCAUAAACAUGAAGCCACUUUUAAACAAUUGGAUAUCCUAUUGGACGGACCUCUUGUUAGAGAAUUGCAUUGUGCUAUCGAAAAUAACGGAAAAAAAUUAAUUUUGACACCCGAGAAGGGCGCGGACACUUAUGUCAAUGGGCAGAUGGUAACUGGAAGAAUUAUGCUUAAUCAUGGUGAUCGCAUAGUCAUCGGCGGUAAUCACUAUUUCAAAGUUCUAAAUCCAUUUGAUGAAUCCUACAAUGUCAAGCGUUCCACACAAGCGAUAGAUUUUGAAUUUGCGCACCAAGAAAUUCUUCAAAUACAAGAGAAAAAAUUAAGAGCAGAAUUGGAAGAGUCCAAACAACAAGCAAUAAAGGAACUCGAAAAUGCCAAGCGCGAAGUGGAAUGGCAACUCGGUUCGCAAAAAUCAACGUACGAGCGGGAAAUUGAAGUUCUUGGUUCCACUCUGAAAGAGCAAAAUCAGGCACUCGAGCAAAUUAAUCGUAGAAAAAAGGAGCUAGAAUUGGAAAAGGAGUUACUCGUUAAGGAGGUAGAAGUCAAUAAUAAAAUUAAAAAGAUACGAUUGGAACAAAGUCAUGCGAAACUAUCACCGUACAAAUCGAAUUUCCUGCAAGAACUUGAGGGUAUUUUGAAUGAGAAAACUGCGGACAUUGAGAAUGUGCUAAAAACGAAACUUAACGGGAAAGCUAUAACUGCCGGUGGAAUCAGUCUACAUGAGAUGCAAAUACUUGUCAAGGAAGCGACUCAGCGAUGUCAAGAAGUCGGAUAUCUUUAUGAAUUUGAACAACAACAAACAGUAAUGGAAAAGAAUUUGCAGUCAGUGAUUCGCGUUUGUGAUAGGACUAAUUCGAUGGAAACGCUGUGGCAAGCGACAGAUUUUUUGGAUUGGGUUUAUCGGCUGAGAAAUAACGAUAUAGAAGAUUCGAUAAAGGAAUUGCAGAGUAGUAAAUUAAAUUGGGAGUGUGACGAAAGUAAGCAUACGGAAGUAUUUGAAGAUUCUUUAAAUAACAGUAAGAUCUCGAUAAAUAUGACCCCUGUAAAGAGACAAUUGAACGAGAGUAUCCACCAAUUCUCGAUGGACGCGUCGAUGCUGGAAGCGACGAUGAACGAUACAUCCUUAAUACAUGAUCAACAGGAGAAUGUAAAUGCAUGUCUCACUCAAAUCGAAGUUGCCGCAAAAACAUUGAAAAAGUUAUGCCAUCGGUAUCAAAACCACGACACUAAAUCGAUCGUUGAAUCAUUGAUUAAGAUGCAAGAUAUUGUCGAGUCUUUAAAAAAUAUCUUCCAGAGUAAAGAUUCGAGUGAGUGCGAGGAUGUGAGUGCAAAUUCGAUAAACAGUGCCAAUAAUACUGUUAUCGACAUGUCGAACGACGUAAAGAGCAUUUCAUCAAAUAAAGAUACAAACGAAUGCAAAGACAAAGAUGCUAUUUCAAUAGACAGUAUUAAUAAUGACUUAGCUAAAAUAACAAUAGAAGUUACUGAAAGUUGCUCAAAUCAUAUGUCACCGAAAAAAUCUAGUAUGCGGAAUAACGCGCUAGAUACAAAAGCUGAAAAUAUUCAAAAGAACGUAAGGUUUACUGACAAAAUUGAACAAUGA
Mycetomoellerius zeteki is the source of this 3838-nucleotide messenger RNA. RefSeq names its product kinesin family member nebbish (gene neb). Gene Ontology annotation, biological process: microtubule-based movement. The coding region runs from base 98 to 3838 and encodes 1246 amino acids. The record is from RefSeq and is a predicted model, not a curated record. Gene Ontology annotation, molecular function: microtubule binding; microtubule motor activity; ATP binding. The transcript is spliced from 12 exons. Lineage: Eukaryota; Metazoa; Arthropoda; Insecta; Hymenoptera; Formicidae.